This is a messenger RNA of Dovyalis caffra, 1896 nucleotides long. Lineage: Eukaryota; Viridiplantae; Streptophyta; Magnoliopsida; Malpighiales; Salicaceae. The record is from the annotation of a GenBank genome assembly.
AUGGGCAAGAAACAGCACCUGGAUUGGACCUCAAGAUCCAUUUCAUCCCCUGCAAGUGAAAGAGUCUCGCUUUUGACUAAAGAGGCAAAGAGGAACGCAAAUGAAGACCAGUCACCCGAUGGUCCUGCAUCUGACCUUGAGCUCGGAGGUGGAGCAGAGGCUGCAAAUGUUGGAUUUUGUCGAGUUUUUGCACUGGCAAAACCUGAUGCAGGGAAGUUGAUAGUUGGCACCAUUGCACUGUUGAUAACCUCUACAUCUAGUCUUCUGAUCCCAAAAUAUGGUGGAAUGAUAAUUGAUAUUGUGUCAAGAGAUACAAAGACUCCUGAACAGCAAUCAGCAGCUUUGGAUGCUGUCAAGAACACCAUAUUAGCUAUUGUGUUGAUAGUUAUAGUUGGCUCUCUGUGCACUGCACUUCGAGCAUGGCUGUUUUCUUCUGCUAGUGAAAGGGUUGUAGCUCGUUUAAGAAAAGAUUUAUUCAGCCACCUUAUCAAUCAGGAAAUAGCCUUCUAUGAUGUCACUCGGACAGGGGAACUUCUCAGCAGACUGUCAGAGGACACCCAGAUCAUAAAAAAUGCUGCAACAACUAAUCUUUCUGAGGCACUCCGUAAUCUAACAACUGCCUUGAUUGUGUUGGCUUUGGCCAUAGUACCAGUCAUCUCAGUUGCUGUAAAAAAAUUUGGGCGCUAUCUUCGUGAACUUUCACAUGCAACUCAAGCUGCAGCUGCUGUGGCUGCCUCAAUAGCUGAGGAAUCUUUUGGGGCCAUUCGAACAGUUAGAUCUUUUGCUCAAGAAGAAUAUACAAUGUCACAUUAUUCAGAAAAAGUUGAUGAGGCACUGAAGCUGGGACUCAGACAAGCAAGGAUAGUUGGUCUAUUUUUUGGAGGAAUAAAUGCAGCAUCCACAUUAUCUGUUAUUGUAGUGGUAGUUUAUGGAGCAUACUUGACGAUAAUUGGCUGCAUGACCACAGGCUCUCUUACAUCCUUCAUUCUUUACAGCCUCACAGUUGGUUCCUCUGUAUCUUCUUUGUCAGGACUAUAUACAACUGCAAUGAAAGCUGCAGGGGCAAGUAGGAGAGUGUUUCAGCUCCUGGAUCGUGUCUCAAGCAUGCCAAAAUCUGGAGACAAGUGCCCUACAAGUGAUCCAGAUGGAGCUGUGGAAUUAAAUGAUGUCUGGUUCGCUUAUCCUUCUCGUCCUAGUCACAUGGUACUUAAGGGUAUAUCAUUGAAGCUGAGUCCAGGCUCAAAAGUUGCCCUUGUUGGUCCAAGUGGUGGUGGCAAGACAACGAUAGCAAACUUAAUUCAAAGGUUCUAUGACCCUCUCAAGGGAAGUAUAUUGUUAAAUGGGGUUCCAUUAGUGGAAAUAUCACACAAGUAUCUUCACGAAAAGGUCAGUAUAGUAAGCCAGGAGCCAGUUCUCUUCAACUGUUCUAUUGAAGAGAAUCUUGCCUAUGGAUUCAAUGGCAAAGCUAGUUCUUCUGAUAUAGAAAAUGUAGCUAAAAUGGCCAAUGCCCAUGAAUUUAUAGAUAGAUUUCCUGAAAAAUAUCAAACUGUUGUUGGUGAACGUGGGUUGAGGCUAUCAGGAGGCCAGAAACAAAGAGUGGCAAUUGCCAGAGCACUGUUGAUGAAUCCAAGAGUUUUGCUACUGGAUGAAGCCACAAGUGCACUGGAUGCUGAAAGUGAAUACCUUGUUCAGGAUGCCAUGGAUUCUCUGAUGCGGGGCAGGACUGUUCUUGUCAUAGCACACAGGCUUUCAACUGUCAAAAGUGCAGAUAUUGUUGCUGUUAUUUCUGACGGUCAGAUAGCAGAAAGCGGUACCCAUGAAGAACUUCUCAACAAGGAUGGUAUCUACACUGCACUAGUCAGGAGGCAACUACAAGAACCCAGAACUGAACUCUAG